Molecule: messenger RNA, 1577 nt
Organism: Camelina sativa (false flax)
Lineage: Eukaryota; Viridiplantae; Streptophyta; Magnoliopsida; Brassicales; Brassicaceae
Source: RefSeq, a predicted model, not a curated record
CAAAUUUCUGUAUGCCUAAUCACCUCUAAUUUAGUCAUAUCAUAAAAAUCUAAAAUUUCCUCAAAAAUAUCAAAUUUUUUUUUUGGUUUUUUACGAAACAGCUUUUCAGUUCCACACGUCUGCUCUGAGGACUGGAGAUCGCCGGAGGAAUAAGGAUCUCCAGAAAAAAAAGAAUACCAUUAAUUUGAUCAAGACGCGUAAACUCGUCUCAAAUUUGUUCGUGGUGUUCUACGUUGUAUUUUGGUUUAUCAAGAAACAGGAGUGAUCGAGAUGCUGUUGAUGACAAGUUUUGAUUAAAAACAUAACUAUGGGAAUCUUGUCACGCAGUAGUAGUAGGAGAUCAGAAGAGAGCAUGAAGCUUCUUACAACUGCUUUGUUUGCUAUAGCUUUUGGCAUUCUUCUUGGACUAUCUUUCCCAUCAUUAUGGAUCACUCAGACGAGUCUCCCGAGAAAUCUUCUUCGUUCCAUUGCUAUCUCACAUAGGAAUUCAGAAACUGCAACUCCUCCCAAAGCCAUUGAUAUCACAACAAAGAUAUGGGAGCCUUCAAAUCCUCGAGGCGCUGAGAGAUUACCACCCGGUAUUAUCGCAUCCGAAUCAGACUUCUACUUGCGCAGAUUGUGGGGAAACCCUGAUGAGGAUUUGAAGAAACAACCGAGAUAUCUAGCAACAUUUACAGUGGGUUAUAAUCAGAGACACAAUAUAGAUGCAUAUGUUAACAAGUUUUCAGACAACUUUACAAUUGUUCUGUUUCAUUACGAUGGGAGAACAAGUGAGUGGAAUGAUGAGUUUGAGUGGUCAAAGAAUGCAAUACACAUAAGUGUCAAAAAGCAGACAAAAUGGUGGUAUGCAAAGAGAUUCUUGCAUCCGGACAUUGUAGCACAGUACGAUUAUAUAUUCAUAUGGGAUGAAGAUCUUGGAGUCGAUCACUUCAACGCAGAAGAAUACGUACGCAUAGUGAAGAAGCAUGGCCUUGAGAUUUCGCAGCCUGGUUUGGACCCAGAGAGAGGGUUUAAUUGGCAGAUCACCAAAAGAAGAGAACAUAGUGAAGUCCAUAAGGAAACAGAUGAGAAACUAGAUUGGUGCUCUCAUCCUCCACGCCCUCCGUGUGCUGGAUUUGUGGAAAUCAUGGCUCCUGUCUUCUCAAAAAAUGCGUGGCGCUGCGUGUGGUAUAUGAUCCAGAAUGAUUUGGUACAUGGUUGGGGUCUUGACUUUGCACUCAGAAGAUGUGUUGAGGAGCCUGCAUAUGAGAAGAUAGGAAUAGUAGACUCUCAGUGGAUCGUUCAUCAAUUUAUCCCUUCCCUUGGCAAUGAGGGAAACUCAGAGAACGGGAAAGCGCCAUGGCAAGGGGUGAGAGAUAGAUGUCAAAUGGAAUGGAAAUUGUUCGAGAAAAGAGUAGAAAACGCAGAGAAGGAUUAUUUCAAAUCGUUACAAGUUGAAAGCCCAUCCAAUUCAACCACCUCUCGAUAGGACCUUACCAUAUAUUAGUAGUUCUUGUAGCCAGGAUAAACUUCUGAGGUGCUAUAUAUACUAUAUAGACUGUUUCAACAUAUAUACAUUUUUACAGGUUAUAGAUGAA